Hylaeus anthracinus is the source of this 501-nucleotide messenger RNA. RefSeq names its product histone-lysine N-methyltransferase SETMAR-like. The coding region runs from base 1 to 501 and encodes 166 amino acids. Gene Ontology annotation, molecular function: nucleic acid binding. NCBI's taxonomy places the organism in Eukaryota, Metazoa, Arthropoda, Insecta, Hymenoptera, Colletidae. The record is from RefSeq and is a predicted model, not a curated record. The transcript has 2 exons.
AUGGAAGACCAAAAGAUGCAUUUUCGUCACGUUAUGUUUCACUGCUUUAAAAUAGACAGUACGCCUAAAAACACUGCAAACGAGAUUUGUGAAGUUUAUGGUGAUCGGUCUAUAACUGUUCAAACAGUUUGGAAUUGGUUUAAGAGGUUUAGAGCCGAAAAUUUUAAUCUGAAAGAUGAAGAUCGUAGCGGACGUCCAUCCACCACUGAUACUGACCUUAUCAAGGCCUAUCUCGAUGAAAACCCAAGAUCUUGUGUUCGUGAGAUAGCAGAUGCUGUAAACAUUCCGCGAACAACGAUUCAUAAGCAUUUAACAAAGCUUGGGUACGUUAAUCUCUACGAAGUAUGGGUCCCCCAUCAACUGACGGAGAGCAAUCUCCUGAAUCGAAUUUCGACAUGCGAUUUGCUGAUUCAACGGAACAAAAGAGAACCAUUUUUAACAAAAUUAAUUACUGGGGAUGAAAGUCUUGGUCGAGUCAAGAUAAGUGUCCUUCAAUGGUAG